Messenger RNA from Elephantulus edwardii (Cape elephant shrew), 600 nucleotides. RefSeq names its product receptor-type tyrosine-protein phosphatase U-like. Gene Ontology annotation, biological process: protein dephosphorylation. The record is from RefSeq and is a predicted model, not a curated record. The transcript has 4 exons. Lineage: Eukaryota; Metazoa; Chordata; Mammalia; Macroscelidea; Macroscelididae. Gene Ontology annotation, molecular function: protein tyrosine phosphatase activity. The coding region runs from base 1 to 600 and encodes 199 amino acids.
AUGGUGGACCAGGGUGCCCUGGAGCCCAAGGGCAAGUGUGGAGCUCUGGGGGUGGGUGUGGUCAUAACUGCCCCAGCCUGGCUACACUCAGCUCUCUUCUCCCUGCCGAUCCCUCAGCCCUGUCUGCAGUACUGGCCCGAGCCAGGCCGGCAGCAGUACGGCCUCAUGGAAGUGGAGUUUGUGUCAGGCACUGCAGAUGAGGACUUGGUGGCCCGUGUCUUCCGGGUGCAGAACAUCUCUCGGCUGCAGGAGGGGCACCUGCUGGUACGGCACUUCCAGUUCUUGCGCUGGUCCGCGUACCGGGACACCCCUGACUCCAGGAAGGCCUUCCUGCACCUGCUGGCGGAGGUGGACAAGUGGCAGGCGGAGAGCGGGGACGGACGCACCGUUGUGCACUGUCUAAAUGGGGGAGGCCGCAGUGGCACCUUCUGUGCCUGUGCCACGGUCCUGGAGAUGAUCCGCUGUCACAACCUGGUGGACGUUUUCUUUGCUGCCAAAACGCUUCGCAACUACAAGCCCAAUAUGGUGGAGACCCUGGACCAGUACCACUUUUGCUAUGACGUGGCCCUGGAGUACCUGGAAGGUCUAGAGGCGAGAUAG